Messenger RNA from Chanos chanos (milkfish), 1740 nucleotides. RefSeq names its product fibronectin type III and SPRY domain containing 1-like (gene fsd1l). Bases 1 to 1587 code for a protein of 528 amino acids. Gene Ontology annotation, molecular function: protein binding. Lineage: Eukaryota; Metazoa; Chordata; Actinopteri; Gonorynchiformes; Chanidae. The transcript is spliced from 15 exons. The record is from RefSeq and is a predicted model, not a curated record.
AUGAUAGCAGAGUCAGAGAUUGGUCUAAAGAUCCAGGAUACCUGUGUGGGCCAUAUUUUGGACGGAAACACGUAUCCUGAGGCCUUACAAAGGAUAAUCACCACACUAGCCAAUAAAAAUGAAGAGCUUCACACCUUCAUCGACACCCUCACUCACUCACUGUCAGGAGUCAAGGAGAACUCCACGCAGGUGGUAUCAGAUUUGGAGGAGGAAUUCGACACGCUCUACUCCAUCCUGGACGAGAUGAAAGAAAGCAUGACCAACGCAAUCAAACAGGAGCAGGCCAAGAAGUCCCAUGAACUACAGAACCAGCUUUCACAGAGCACCAGUGCAUUGGAAAGUGCUGAGGAACUCCUGGAGUUUGCCAACAACGCUCUUCACAUCCAGAACGAAGAGGAAUUCUCAAAGGCUGCAAAACAGAUCAAAGACCGAGUAACGAUGGCUCCAGCGUUCCGUGUAACCAUGAAGCCCAAGGCCACGCCCACGAUGACUCACCUGAUGGUGGACUUCUCACAGGAGAGGCAGCUUCUCCAGAACCUCCGCUUUCUCCCUGUUCCACGUGCGCCGGAGAUCGAGGUUCAGGAGUGUUCGGUUGUUGAUAAUGAGGUGUCGGUGGUGUGGAAGAUGCCUGUGGAAGACAGUAAAAUCGAUCACUACAUCCUAGAGUACAGGAAGACCAAUCAUCAGGGUCUCCCUCGUGUCAAAGACGAACACACCUGGGAGGUGGUGGAUAACAUUAAGACCACUGAAUACACUCUAUCAGGUUUGAAAUUUGACUCCAAAUACAUGAACAUCCGGAUACGAGCUUGUAACAAGGCCGCUGCCGGGGACUACUCUGAUCCCGUUACCUUGGAAACCAGAGCAUUUAACUUUGGUUUGGACUCCUCCUCCUCACAUCUCAACCUGAAGGUGGAUGAGGGGGGUGUAGAGUGGGACCCCCAGGGGGGCAAAGGUCAAGAGAGCAAGUUUAAAGGGAAGGAAAACAAGGGCAGUGCACACCUCACCAAUCUGAAGAACAUGACAAGAAGCGGGACUCCUUCUCCAAAGAGGCUGUCAGUGACGCGCUCUCCAGCGGGGAGAGGGGGCAGGGACCGGUUUACAGGAGAGUCCUACACAGUACUGGGUGACACAGCAAUAGACAGCGGGCAGCAUUACUGGGAGGUGACUGCGCUUAAAGACUGUAAAUCGUACAGUUUGGGCGUGGCCUACAGGAACCUUGGCAAGUUUGACCAGUUGGGCAAAACCAGCAGCACCUGGUGUGUCCACAUCAACAACUGGCUCCAAAACUCCUUUGCUGCCAAACACAACAACAAGGCCAAGACUCUGGAUGUGUCUGUGCCUGAGAGGAUUGGGGUCUACUGUGACAUGGAUGGAGGUCAGCUGUCCUUCUAUAAUGCAGAAAACAAACAGUUACUCCACACCUUCAAAACUAAAUUCAGCCAGCCUGUUGUACCUGCCUUCAUGGUGUGGUGCGGAGGUUUGACCCUGUUGACAGGAUUGCAGGUGCCCAGUGCAGUGAGAAGUUUCCAGAAAACGGAGAAUGGUCUGGGUGGUUCUAGCAGCAGCAUCAACAGUAUGGUGCAGUAGUCCAGUCUCACCUGGAAAAACCUCCCACUGCUUCCACACGCAUCUCCUCCUGAAAUAAAGUGCUACAGCCACAAGGGGGCAUGAAGGGAAACUGCGCUUUUCUCAGGCUGCCGUGGAAAUCUACCACGCCUUCAAUGUCAUCUUUAAAACAAG